Messenger RNA from Sphaeramia orbicularis (orbiculate cardinalfish), 8656 nucleotides. RefSeq names its product centrosomal protein 290 (gene cep290). The record is from RefSeq and is a predicted model, not a curated record. Gene Ontology annotation, biological process: kidney development; non-motile cilium assembly; ciliary transition zone assembly. NCBI's taxonomy places the organism in Eukaryota, Metazoa, Chordata, Actinopteri, Kurtiformes, Apogonidae. The coding region runs from base 325 to 8280 and encodes 2651 amino acids. Gene Ontology annotation, cellular component: centriolar satellite; ciliary transition zone. The transcript has 55 exons.
CUGUGGCUAGUACGACUCUGUUGGUGAAUUUAUUGUGAUAACAUUAUAUCCACGAUGUGUUAAUUUAUCGGCAUAAUAUCUUGUUAGUUUUCACUUGUAACAUUACGUGACUUGUAGAUCAUUAACCGAGCUAGCUAGCUUCCCCUACUUAGCAGUGAAAGGUACCAGCAGCUGUUACCUAGCAGCCAAAGCGUUUCAUCAUGGAAGCCGCCGGAUACCUGUUUCUGUCUUCUACUCUAACCAGCCAUAGUUAAGGCUUGGUAGAUUAAAUGCCACUCUACACUGCACAACUGGUUACAGCCUCACAAACACGCGAGAGACAAGAUGUCUGUUGCUCUCGAAUGGGAUAAAGUGAGCAGAAUAGAUCCAGAUGCUCUCCAGGAGUUUGAAAAACCCAAAGUGGACGAGGUCUUCACUAUGUUCGUUUCGACUGAAGAUUGGAAGGUGAAGGAUAAAACCCCAGAGAAAAUUAUACAAGUCCUCAGACUGUGUCAGGCUCUGCUAAAGUUUAAGGACAGGGAGGUUGAUAUUUCUCAUAAAUUCAUUGAAGACAUGGGUGAAGAGCAUGCUAAAACUGAAAAAGAACUACAUGCCAAGGUGAAGAGGCUGGAACAAGAACGCAAGCACACCGGCACAGGCCCAGACUCUCGCUUCCUGAGGGAUGAGAUUCGGCAGCUUGAAACCCAACUGGAGCAGAGGGAAAAGGAGGUGACCCAGUUGAAUAAAGAAAUGGGCAAGGAGAAGAAAACAAAUGAGGAGUUGGCUGCACGAGCAGAGGAGGCUGAAGCUCAAGUUCGCAAACUGAAAAGAGAGAUAAAGAGCCUUAAGAGGGAGAAUGAGCAGCUUAAUCAGGAUGUCAGCUUCUAUCGAUCAGAGCUGGACCAGAAGGAGCCGGCCCCUUCUCGAGAAGAAAAUGCAGAGACCCUCAGGAAGCUCAACGCAGCCCAUCGUGAGAUCUGCCAGUAUAUAGAAGACCUUCAGCGAGCUGAGGAUGAAGUAUUAUACCUGAGGACACAGAAUGAGCAGAUGCAGAAAAGUCUGGAGGAGUCGGUGAAGGAGAUGGAGAAGAUGACAGAUGAGUACAACAAGAUGAAGAUUGUUGUACAGCAGACUGACUCCAUCAUGGACCAGCUCAGAAAAGAGAGAGACCAUGCAAAGCUGCAAGUCAGAGAGCUGUCAGAAAAGAUUCAAGGCAUGACAGACGACAAUGAUCCGAUCAUGGCAGCGGUCAACGCCAAAGUAGAGGAGUGGAAGAGAGUCCUCUCUGGGAAAGAUGAUGACAUUCUGGUGUACCAGCAGAUGAUUCGCGAUCUGAGGGAAAAACUGCGUUCGGCUCAGAUGGACUUGGACAAAACCAACAUAAUUGCCUUACAGCAGGUCAUAUAUGAACUCUGUGCUGCCGUCCAGGACAGAGAUAAUCAAAUCAAGAUGCUGAGUGAGCAGGUGGAGGAAUAUACGAGUGAAAUGGAGAAGCACACUCAACUCAUUGAGGAGCUAAGGACAUCUUCAAAGACUGACAGAGGUCUUCCAUCAGUCAUCCAGCAGAGAAAGAUGGAAGAGCUGAAGUCCAAGCUGGAAGCUGCAGAGACUAGAGCGAUGGAAGCAGAGCAGGCCUGGAAGCUGGCUGAAGAUCACGCUGAGGAAAAAGACAAAGCACUCAUUGAGGCAUCAAACCGUUUAAGCCAGUAUGAGGCUGGGACUUACGGAUUGGAAGAAGCUAUUGCGGAGAUCAAAGAGUGUAAAAAUGAAAUUAAACUGAGAGAUUGCGAAGCAGAGGCCAUGACCAAAGAGAUCAACCAGCUCGAGAUGAGAAUCAGUGACCUCAUGGAUGAAAACGAGGAUUUCAGAGAAAAACUAGGUCUGGAACCAAAGCAGGAAGUGGAUUUGACGGAAUUCAGGCGAGUCAACAACCUGAGACAACGCCAAUACAAAGCUGAAAACCAGGUCCUCACAAAAGAGAUCGAACGGCUGGAAGAGGAAAGACUAGACCUGAAGAAACAAAUCAGACGCCUGGUGAAGGAACGAGGAAAUCCACAGUCCAGCUCAUUGGAUGCAGACAUCAGGCCCAGCAGAACGUUGCGGCAGCCUCUCAGUCACAGCAGCAUCUACGCAGAUGAAGAGAUCAGGCGCAAGAAUGAGUAUCUAGAAAAACAACUGAGCAACAAGGAGAGAGAGCUGGAGCUUCACAGGACCCAGUUUCAGGUUAAAUUGGAAGAAUUGUCAAAAGUUAAGGAGGACAUGGAGGCAGUGCUGAGGGACGUCCUCCAGGUGAUGAGGAGUAGUCAAGAUUCUGCUCCAUCUGAAACUCUGCUCAAUAUUCCUGGUCUGGAAAAGUUUAUUAAUGCUGCAGAUAUCACAAACACUAGUGGACAGUCCAACUCUGCUGCGUACCUCUCAUCCCACAUCCAUCAGCUGGUGGGCCGAAAUGAAGAGCUCAGACAGGAACUGAAGGUGGCACGUGAGGAAGUGACCAGCAGCUUCACUCAGCUCACCAAAUCUAAAGAUAAAGUGAGCCAGCUGGAAGGCGAGUUGGAGCUUCUCAAGAAAUCAGGCAGCAGUGGAUUCGUCCUGCGACCUCUGACCCUUCCCGAAAGUCUGGGGCCCAGCAGCACUGAGGUCAUCAGUUCCCUGAACGAGUACACAGCCAGACUUCUUCAGGAGCUCACAAACAAGGAGGAAGCAAUCAGAAAACUUACCGAGAUGUUAGAGCGAUACAAAGAGAAGUUUGGUGUUAUUAGCCACCAGCAGGGACUCCUCUAUAAGGAAUACCUCAGCGAGAAGGCAGUGUGGCAGAACGAGAAGGAGACAUUCACAGACAUGAAGAACAAACUGGAGGAGCAGCAGCAGGUGGAUGCUGUGAAAGUCCAACAGUUCAAAGAGCUGCUGAACACCCUUCAGAAGGACCCGGAUGAAAUCAAGAGGCAGCUGAGUGAAGCAUUUCGCAAGAUGACUGUGCUGAAGGUUAAUGAAAAGAAACUGACUCGGCGUUACACCACCCUGCUGGAGCAGGAGCAGCACCUCUACAAAGAAAACAGCAAACUGAGGGAUGAGAGCAGCCUCAUGCAGGCCUCUGUCACUCAGAGAAUAGGUUACCUGCAGAGAUACAAGGAAAUGGCUGCCUAUAAGAUUGCAGCUCUGCAGAAGGCAUUGGACAACAGCGUCCCCUUGUCUGACCUGGAGAGGGCCAACAAACAGUACACAGACCUGACAGUCAAAUACAGGGACACACUACAGCGGGACAGCCGCCUUGUACAGAGAACAACCAAACUGGAACAUUUGGAGAAUGAGAACGACUCUCUGCGGGAGCAAAUGUCUACCAUAAAUAAAGUGCUGGAGAUCACAAAGGAGAAACUCCAUACUUUGGAGCAAGCAUGGCAGAACGGUGCAGUCGGGGGUGAAAACAGUAUGGACAAGGCAGAGAAGGCUUUUGCUAACAAUGAAAUGGUGUCUGCUGCCAGACGGAUCACCACUUUGGAGAUGAAAGAGCUCAAUGAACGGCAGAGAGCAGAGCACGCCCACAAAAUGUAUGAACACAUGAAGAACUCUCUGAUGCAAGUCGAAGAGCGCAAUGUUGAACUGGAGUCCAAGUUUGCAGAGCUGACCAAGAUGAAUACAGAGGCUCAAAGGGUGGAGAGGGAGCUGAGAGAUGAGCUGGCAGACAGUGUCAGCAAAGCCGUGAGUGACGCUGACCGAGCCACAAUCGCAGAGUUGGAGAAGACAGAGGCAGAGCUUCGCGCUGAGGUUUCAAAGCUUCAGGAGGUGUGUGAUGUGGCCGUGAUGCAGGCCUCUGCUCUGCAGACCAGACAACAGUCCAAAGACAAGGAAGUAGAAACUUUAAAGAGGCAAAUCCUAGACUACCAGUCGCAGUCAGAUGAGAAAGCCCUCAUAGCAAAGCUCCACCAGCACAUCAUUGCUCUGCAGCUCAGUGAAGCUGCUGCUCUGGAGAAGCUGCAGGCCACCACCUCCACCAUCCAGCAGCUGGAGGCCUACAAGCUGCGAGCCGAACAGCGCCUGGAUGCCAGUGAGCGUGCUCUGUUCCUCGCCCGCCAGGAGGGCAGAAAUCGUUCUAAGCACCUGCGGCAGACAAUUCAGUCGCUCCGCAGGCAGUUUGCCGGAGCUCUGCCCCUUCAGCAGCAGGAAAAAUUUUCUGUGACCUUGGUGAGCCUCCAGGAAGACAGGGCAAAAGCCCAGGAGGAGAUGAGGAAGGCUGAGAAGGAGAGGAGGAAGGCAGAUGGCAGGGCAGAAGAGCUGGAGGUGAGGCUGAAAGGGCUGGAGGAACUCAUAUCAACGUUGAAGGAUGUGAAAGGGGCCCAGAAGGUGACUGAGUGGCACAAGAAAAUGGAAGAAGCUCGUCUGCAGGAGCUGAGGAAAGGCAGAGAGCUGGUGGUCCAGAAAGAGGAGAUCAGGUAUCUGAAGAACCUGGUGGAGGAACAGGAGAAAACCAUCCGCUUGCUGGAAGAGGAUAUUGUGCAACAAAAUACAAUUCAAGAAGAACGUCAGUUGGUGUGGGAUCAGAGAGAAGUGGAGCUGGAGCGACAGUUGGAUCACUAUGAGAAGCACCAGAAUGAGAUCCUGAGCAGUGCUGAAAAGUUCGAACAUGCCGCAGGAUCCCUACCAGACCCAAUUCUGCCUCUGCCUCAUCAGUUAGAGUUUGCAUUGGGAAAAAUCAAAGAGCAUGUCCGCACCAUCAUGGACACACAAGCCACCUGCAAAAGCUUAGAUGAGAAGCUGAAAGAGAAAGAAGCAGCUCUAUGGAAGGCAGAGCAGAACAUUGUGUCCAGAGAUAAAGUGAUCAAUGAGCUUCGUCUUCGCCUCCCAGCUGCUGCCAACAGAGAGCGCCUGCUGGCUGACCUCGCAAAGCACGAAGAAGGCCAAUCGGAGAGCCAGCCUGCUCUUAAAAUAGCGCACCAGACCAUCAAAGACCUGCAGGGCCGACUUGACAAAAAAGAGGAGGUGGUAAAGAAAUACCAGAACCAGGUGGCUCAAGCCAGACAGGACCAGGAGGAAAUGAUAAAGAGACAUCAGGAGGAGCUCAAAGUGUUGCACCAGAAGCUGGAUAUGCACUCUGACAGCUCUCUGGACCAUUUCAAACUGACAGCUCUAGAGCUGAUGAAGAAGCCAAACAUCAUGGUGCCGACAUCCAAACACCUGGAGCGUCUGGCCGAGCUGGAGCAGACGGUGGCUGAACAGGACAUCUCCCUGUCCUCGGUGACAGAGAAGCUGAGGCUGACCGCCGCUGAGCUGGAACGUCAAAAGACCGCGAUGGAUACACUGGCUAAGAAACAUACAGAUGAGAAGUCAAAGUUGGAGGAGUACCACAGCGCCCAGUUGAAGGCUGUGACCAGUGAGACCGAGGAUCAGAGGAGCCAUGUGGCCCAGAUGGAAAAGGAGAUGAACUAUCUCCGAACUGAACUUGAGGCCCAGAAGGAAGCAAAUGUACGCUCCCCCAGCAACACCAUGAAAAACCUGGUGGAACGGCUGAAAUCACAACUGGCCCAGAAAGAGAAACAGCUCAAGGCUCUCAGUAAAGCUCUGUUAGAGCUGAGGGCUGAGAUGACUUCUGCUGCAGAGCAACAAGUCAUAGCCAGUGCUGCACAGAAAGAGGAGAGUCUCAACGUGCAGAUGUUGGUGGACAGACACACCAAAGACCUGAAGGCGCACGUGCAAGAGCUUAAUGAAGAACUCCAAGUCGCCAAGGACAACGCCAAGGCAGCACGAGGCCGAGAGAACACCCUGAAAGAGGAAGUGGACGGGCUGAACCAGGAGCUCCAGAGGAGUCAAAAGACCCAGAGACGCCUGCAGGCUGAAAAAGAGGAGAAGGAAGAUGAGAUCAAAGAACUGAAGCAACAAAUCAAGAGGCUCAGCAGUGCGCUUCAGAAUCAACCAGAAUCGGAUGUCAAGGGUGCAACCUUUGAGAAUCUGCACAAGAAGAUCAGGAGGCUGGAGUCCGACUUGGAGAAGAGAGCAGAAAUAAAUAACGUCAAAGACGACCAGCAAAAGAGCAAAGAUGAAAUUGUGCGAUGGGAGGAGGGUAAGAAAUGGCAGACCAGGAUGGAGAAGGUGAAGAAUGCACUGAAGGAGAAGGAGCGGGAGAACGAGUACUUGUCAAAGCAGCUGAGCACUCUUAAAGACCUCUAUACCAGACUAGAGCAGGAGAAGACCAUCCUGCAGAAGAAGCUGAAAGCUCGAGGCGUGACGGCUGAUCAGGUGGUUGGAGUGAGAUCAGCUGAAAUCGAGAAGGAGAUGGAGGAGCUGAAGCAGAAGAACUCGGCUCUGGAGAUGCAGAUCCUCACCAUCAAACAGCACCAGGCUUUACCACGCGACAGCGCUAUGGAGAACCUGACCCAGAGGAACCGCUACCUGGAAGAGAGACUUCACUCCUUAGAAAGUCAGAUCAGCAAAGAAUCUGCAUCAAGACCUUCGCCAAAACGUUCCCCUACCCGCUCUCUGAAAGACUUUAGUUCUGUCACUUUUGAUGUUGCUGAUGGGCCACAGAAGGGGAAUGCACGACCUGCUGAGUCCCGCAACAGCUCCAUUAGCCCUAAAACCGGCUGGCGACAGCAAAAACUGGACAGAUCUAGCCCUUAUGUGUCGGGGAGCACAGACGCUCGUCCACCAGAUGAUCGUGUUCGUGACCAGAUGCAGACAGAAGCACAUGAGCAGGAAGAAAGAGACUCACCUUCAGGAGCACAGACCACAAGAAAACGUUGGCCCAGUGAUCCAUCAAAAAGACCUAGAUCUGUUACGGCUUCUUCUGCUGAAACUGAGCAUAAAGAAGCUAUUAGCAACACAAAUGUUCGAGAGACAGGCGAUCGUGGUGAUGAUGAUGUGAGAAUCAAAGCGGAGGAAGCUGAGGGACAGGUAGAGGCAAAGGACAAAGAAGAGGAUGAAAGUACAAAAGAUGCAGCGGGAGAGGAUGAUCCACAGCGGUUGAGUUCAGCAGUGUCAGAUGUGGAUCCAGGAAAAUGCACUGAGCGAAUGAUCAAUAAAAGUAGAGACGGUGCCGCAAGGAAACAUCAAAGCAGAUCUCAUAGAUGUGUGAAGACGUCCGGACGAGGGACUGGAACUCCAUCACAGAGAGACCACGACCUCCAGAAAGAAAACCUCAAACUGGCCUCGGAGAACUUGGAGCUCCGCUUUCAGCUGGAGCAAACCAGUAAAGACCUGCCACGACUCAGGGAUCAGGUUGCAGAUCUGAAGGAGAUGUGCAGCGCACUGAAAAGGGAAAAGGCCGAACUGGAUAAAAAGCUGGCACAUAUACGAGGAGCUGGAUACAGCGGGAAAACAGUACCUGAGCUGGAGAAGACCAUCGGGCUGAUGAAGAAGGUGGUGGAACGGGUCCAGAGGGAAAACGAGACACUGAAAAAAACCAGUGCAGCUGGAAAUCAGGACAAAAUCACCACCUUGGAGAAAGAGUGUGAAAAACUGAAGGCUGACUAUGAGAAGUUGAAGAGCGAAAGUGAAGCCCGGCUGAGCUCCAAACUGGAGUCUAAAACCAAAGGACUGGAGAAAAUAGCGAUGGAAAAUGAACGGCUGCGAAAGGAGAUCAAGAGGGAGGUGGAGGCUGCAGAGAGGCUGAGAGCAACCAAGAUGAGUCUGGAGGUGACAAAUGAGAAGCUGGAGGCCGAGCUGGAGGAAACCAAAGAACGGCUUCGAGCUGCUCUGACACGACCUGUCACAGAGGGAACAGACGGCCGGAUGUUGAAGGGAACUGUGGUGAGCAGGAUGUUUGAGAAUAAGAUGAAGGAGCUGGAAGAGCAGCUGUCCCAGAAGACGUCCAGGGUGUCAGAGCUCAAACAACAGCUGAAGGAGGCGAAUGAACGCGACGACAAACGAGAGGCCGACGUCCGACGCCUUGAAGACCAGGUUGACAUAUUAAGAAGUUUUCCUGCUGGUGUGAAGACCGACACAGAUCUCGCAAAGGAGUUUCAGACAGUGAGGUUGGUCAAAGCCGAGCUGGAGAAAGAGAACGCCAAUCUGAAGCGAAAACUGAACGAGUACAGCCAGCGAUGCGGCGAGACGUCGACCAGACAAGAUUACGGGAAGCUCAAAAACCUCCUUCAAGCGGCUGAAGUGGAGAAGGCGCAGCUGCAAAGCCAAAUCCAAAAGCUAAGGAAGGAGCUAGAGAGUUUCGAUCCGACAUUUUUUGAGGAGAUCGAAGACUUGAAGUACAACUACAACCUGGAGGUGAAGAAGAACAUCCUCCUGGAGGAGCAGCUGAGGAAGGUGUGUGACCAGUUUGGGGUUGAGGCUGAACUGCCCAGUGUUUCCGUCAGUUAAACUCAGGGCCUUUAGAUCCCACCCAGCAGUUACUUUACAUUCAUCAGCCUGUUAAGAACCAAAUGGAACUAGACAAACUGGAGAAACACCAACUGUUUCCUGCAUCUGUCACUGUCAGGUACAAAAGCAGACUUCAUCUGUUACUGCUGCAUCUGUCAGUGCUUUGCAUUCUGAAUAGAUUUUUUAAUUAAUAGUUUUUUACAUGAAAAGGUAGAACGGUGACAAAAGCCCUUUUUCUAUUGACCCUCAAAUUGCGCAAAUAUAACUUGCGCAUAAAAAUUUACCUAAUGGAAAAACGACAAUUUCGCCAAAACUCUCAUUUGCCGAUUAAAAGUUUUCGCGCUGGCAGGUGGUUUUUCAGGCAUAGCACAAAUGG